AUGGCGAUGGCGAGGGCAAGCUCUGGCCUCGCGUAUCCGGAGCGAUUCUAUGCAGCCGCGGCGUACGCUGGAUUCGAUGGAUCUCCCAAUUCAACCGCUGUUGUCACCUCCAAGUUCCAGAGCGACACUGCUUUACUCCUCUACGCCUUGAACCAGCAGGCGACAGUUGGACCAUGCAACACUCCAAAACCUAGUGCGUGGAAUGCUGUGGAGCUAAGCAAGUGGAAGAGUUGGCAGGGCCUUGGGAACAUGGUUACUACCGAAGCAAUGCGUCUCUUUGUGAAGAUAUUGGAGGAAGAAGAUCCCGGUUGGUAUUCUAGAGCAUCUAACUUUGUUUCUGAGCCUGUUAUAGAUAUGCCAGUGAGUCACAACUCCAAAGCUGAGCAUGCUGUCGAGAAUGGCAAUGCUUUGCCAGAAACUAAGACUGUAGCUAGUGAGAAUGGGAAUGUAAUGGAAACUCAGGACAAAGAUGUCGUUUCCGAAGGGCUUGGUUCAAUCCUUGUGUAUGACCAAUGGAUUGCACCUCCAAUAAAUGGUCAACGCCCUAAAGCCCGAUACGAGCAUGGGGCAGCAGUUAUCCAAGAUAAGAUGUAUAUAUUUGGUGGAAAUCAUAAUGGGCGUUACCUAAGCGAUCUUCAUGUUUUGGAUCUGAGAAGCUGGACUUGGUCAAAGGUCGAAUCAAAAGUUGGAGCUGAACCUCCAGAGUCUGCUUCUCCGUCUAUAUUAGCACCUUGUGCUGGUCAUUCUGUGAUACCAUGGGAAAAUAAGCUUAUAUCAAUUGCUGGCCACACGAAGGAUCCUUCUGAGACCAUUCAGGUGAAAGGAUUUGAUUUAAAAACUGGUACCUGGUCAAUGUUAAAGACUUAUGGGAAGCCUCCGGUCUCACGUGGGGGACAAUCCGUCACCCUAGUUGGAACAAGCUUAGUGAUCUUUGGUGGAGAAGACGCAAAAAGAUCUUUGUUAAAUGAUCUUCAUAUUCUUGACCUUGAAACUAUGACCUGGGAUGAGAUCGAUGCUGCUGGGGUGCCUCCUUCUCCUAGAUCUGAUCAUGCUGCUGCAGUACAUGCGGAGCGUUACUUACUUAUCUUUGGAGGGGGCUCGCAUGCAACCUGCUUCAAUGAUCUUCACGUGCUUGAUCUACAAUCAAUGGAGUGGACAAGACCUACGCAACAAGGAGAUAUACCAACUCCACGGGCCGGACAUGCAAGUGUGACAGUUGGAGAGAAUUGGUUUAUCGUUGGUGGGGGAGACAACAAAAGUGGGGCAUCUGAAACUGUUGUGCUAAACAUGUCUACUCUUGUAUGGUCUGUUGUUACAUCUGUUCAAGGUCGCGUUCCUGUUGCCAGUGAGGGUUUGAGUUUGGUUGUGAGCUCGUGCAACGGUGAGGAUAUUCUAUUGUCCUUUGGAGGAUAUAAUGGUCGUUACAACAGUGAGGUCAAUGUCCUUAAACCAAGUCACAAAUCAACCUUGCAAUCAAAGAUCAUGGAGACUCCUGCGCCUGACAGUGUUUCCGCUGUGCACAAUGCAACAAAUGCAACAAGGGAUUUGGAAUCAGAUUUUGAAGUCGGUCAAGAUAGCAAAAUCAGAGAAAUCGUUGUGGAUAAUGGUGAUCCAGAACCCUUGAAAUCUAGAGCCAAUGGGAAUAAUGAAAAUCUCUUAGUGACCCUGAAGGCGGAGAAAGAAGAAUUGGAAUCUUCUCUUACCAAGGAGAAGAUGCAGACUGUUCAACUAAAACAAGAACUAUCUGAAGCUGAAAAUCGUAACACUGAGCUUUACAAGGAACUCCAAUCUGUCCGUGGUCAACUUGCUUCCGAGCAGUCAAGGUGUUUUAAAUUGGAGGUAGAUGUUGCUGAACUACGACAAAAGCUGCAGACGAUGGAGGCGCUGCAGAAGGAGCUCGAGCUCCUGCAGCGCCAGAAGGCCGCCUCUGAACAAGCUAUGAGUGCUAAGCAGCGACAGGGAUCUGGAGGGGUGUGGGGUUGGCUUGCUGGCUCCCCCGGCCACCGAGAUGAAGACGAUUGA
Linum trigynum is the source of this 2022-nucleotide messenger RNA. The record is from the annotation of a GenBank genome assembly. NCBI's taxonomy places the organism in Eukaryota, Viridiplantae, Streptophyta, Magnoliopsida, Malpighiales, Linaceae.